AUGGCGGUUUGGCCACCUCCUUCCAUGUCGCAGGCAGCCAAAACGACGCUUGGCGCGUCGAUCGUCGCGACAACGUGUAUUAUCGCAGGAGUGCAUUACCUUCAAGUGAAGGAGCGUGAAACUAUGUACAAGGGUGUCCAGCGCGACGACGAGCGCGACAGAGAAAAGAAGCAGCGCAUGGUGCAUUUACAAGAGAACCGCGAGCGGGAAUCACGCUAUCUCGAGCUCCAGCCGCAAUCGUCGCCUUCUUCUGGGUCUACUCGUCUCGCAUGA
Messenger RNA from Malassezia restricta, 273 nucleotides. RefSeq names its product protein PET117. Gene Ontology annotation, biological process: mitochondrial respiratory chain complex IV assembly. Gene Ontology annotation, cellular component: mitochondrion. NCBI's taxonomy places the organism in Eukaryota, Fungi, Basidiomycota, Malasseziomycetes, Malasseziales, Malasseziaceae. Bases 1 to 273 code for a protein of 90 amino acids. The record is from RefSeq and is a predicted model, not a curated record. The transcript has a single exon.